AUGAAGAAAAAUGGCGCAGACCUAACUGAAGAGUUGAGAAUGCAAGGGUGGGAAACCUAUUUUCAACGCCUCUAUGGCCCUGUGUACACAAAUCUGCUGCAAGCCCGUUCUCUGUCCUCUCAACAACCAUCACACUCUGAACCUGAACCAAAAGUCACUUCCCCACCUCUUGAACAUCCAAAUCCAACUACAUCUGAACAAACUCAAACACCACCACCUACACAACAACCAAAUCCACCUCCUGAACAACCAAUCAACUUUGAACCGCAACCAACCCACUCACCAUCUGAACCAACCCACUCACCAUUUGAACCACACCCACAACCUGAACAAACAACACAGUCACCCUCUGCCAUUUCCACACUCAUAAAUUUUGCGGCCUCCAUAACUCACACACUAAAUCUCAGUGCCCCAAACUCACCUUCUCCGUCCUCCCCAGCAUCUGACAUUGAACCAGAGACUACCCUCCCUACCCUAGAAGAAGCAAUGCAGGUUUUUGCAGAGUCUUCAAUGGAGAAGAUCAAGUCUCUGACAAUCAACUCUGGCUUCAGUGAUGUUCCCUCUGCAGUAAUGAUCCACUGGAACAGAGUGAUCAGUUGGAUGACCUAUGAAGCCUUCAAACUGAAAGGCCUAUCUGAACAAGUCUGCAAUGACUUCAUUAGAGACGCUGGUAUUAGGCUCCAAGAGCGCUUGGCCAGAGAGGCUGAGGAACGAGCUAGGAAGGAAGCUGAAGAGAAAGCACGCCAAGAAGAAGAACAACGGAUCAUAGAAGCUGAAGACAAUGCUGCUGCGGCUGAUGUUGAGGCAAAAGCUAAAGCCGAAGCCGAAGAAGCAGCUCGUAUUACUGCAGAAGAAGUUGCCAAGGCCAAAGCUGAUGCACCGACUCAGGGGGAGCACUCCAACUCUGGAUUUGUUCCUCUGGUCUUGAAGACUCUAGAGGAACUACAGAAAGAACAACAAGUAGUUCGAGCUAGGCUAGAUCAAUAG
Molecule: messenger RNA, 987 nt
Organism: Lathyrus oleraceus (garden pea)
Lineage: Eukaryota; Viridiplantae; Streptophyta; Magnoliopsida; Fabales; Fabaceae
Product: eukaryotic translation initiation factor 4 gamma-like
Exons: 2
Coding region: 1-987 (328 amino acids)
Source: RefSeq, a predicted model, not a curated record